GUCCCGUCAUGCGUGAACAAAUACUUGUCCGACGAGCGCAUGCUGCGUGUUCACCACGACCGAGAAGUGCAUGAGAGCGCUCUGCGGGCAGCAGUGUUGAUAUUCUGUUAUCCCCGGAGUCUCCUCCUUGUGGAACGAUACCUGUACAGGUACCUCCUGUCCCUCCUCUCCACCACUGUCGUCACUCGGACUCCGACCCUGCAGAAACUGAUCGUGCUGACACACCGCGACGAUUAUCCGAGUCUGCGGGCCCUACUUGUCCCCUUCUUCGACCAGCUCUCCAUCGUGUCCAACAGCGGACUUCCCGACUUUGAGGUCUUGGCCGUAGCGACACACAUGAAGAAGAAAGAAGAAGAAGAAGAAAAAGAAGAAGAAGGUGUUGUUGCUUCCUGAGGCUGCUGCACCUGGAAAGCCGUGUACCUAGCGUGAGGUGUGCCGACCUGCUCUAGAUUGUGAAUGAAGCGUGUUCCCGUCAACCGUCGGUACUAAGGUAUACUACCCACCGCAGUGCCACGCCACACCUGCACGCCGACACUCGUGCAGACGUGCACGCCUUUUCUUAAAGCAAACGGGGCGCCCUACCACCUGGAACUUCCGACACACAUAUACCGAUUAUGGCCACCUCACCAGUGGUACCCGCCAAGAACAUCCGGAGAGUGUCUCACUUGCGAACUGUGGUCGAUGAUGCAACUGCGGGGGACGACAUUUCCGACGAUCUGAUUGACGUCUGGGAGCACGCCGUCACGUUAUACCAAGCGUAUGAGUGGCAAGAUGCGGCCGAGAGCUUCCUAUAUCUAUCACGAGUGAUUGAGCACGAAGUGGCGAGUACAGCAUGUCUGAUCAAUUCGGCGGUUAUCUUUGCCAGGCUUGGAGACUAUGCUACGGCAUCGCACAUUCUCGACGACGCCAUGCCCGUGGGUGAGCUUCUUGCUCUCACUCUCUUCAUCACAGCGCACGUUGAGAUUCAGCUGGGAGAGUGGCAGAAAGCCGAGGACUGCUUCACUGUUGCUGUUUCUGCUAUGGAGGCACCCGUCCACGAUUAUCGCCGAUUUGGCCUCACCUUUGCACUGCAAAGAUUCCAAAUUCAAAACGAUCUCAACAUGUUAUGGCAAGGCAAUUUUGAAGUGAGCAUAUUGCCAGCUUUGCCGGCUGAAUGCAUAUUUGAGGCGCCGGACCGAUACUUCAACACUCCAGCACAGUCCUCCAAGCGCAGUAGCUCCCUCGACAGCGCCCGCUUUCCUGCUUUGUCGGAGGGCGGUUCCUCGCCUCCCCAUUCACCUGCAUCGCCAAUCAUAAGGUCGAUCAAAUACAGCCAAGACGCUCUGACCUGGCACGGUGAGGAAUACGACGAGGAGGUCCUGCCCGUGCAGAGUAGCGAGACCAAGUAUGCGAUCUCCUUGCCAACGGAAGACGCGGUUUCUCCAGUACCUUAUCGAAAGCCGAGCGCAAUCAAAGUGCUAGGUAGUUUGAGACGCAAGCUCUCGACACGGACCAGUACAUCGAGCCCAGCGAAGCCAGUCGACACGAAAACGACCCAAAAGGCUUUGCUACCGCGAGAUCCCAGAAGACAGGAUGAGUCUAUCAACGAGCUCGCUGGUUUCAUAACAGAUCUUCCUCGUACUGACCAGAUGGCUCCUCGUGGGAUCGAGUCGGAAUGUGGUAAUGUGGACGAGCUCUUAGAUUUCUUCCGACUCGGGCCAGAGCCACAGCCGAUUGCAAUGGAACAGAGAUAUGCACCUGGUUCUGCGAGUAGCUCACUGUAUUCUUGCGACCAGAGCGCCGACAGUAUUCGAUCUUCCCAUCUGGCAUGGGAAAGCACAUCUCGGCCACCAUCUCCACCAUAUCGAUAUCGCCCUGACGAGCUGGGACUCUAUCUGACUCAAGGACCAGAAGCUGGCUUACCGUCUUCAAGUCCUCCACCUCUCGAGAGAGAGUUAGAGGUCACAUCCUACCUUCCCCAUACGACUUCGCAGCAGCCUCAUGAUGACUCGACCAAUGAGAAUCUUCAUUCCCCAGAAGCCGACUUGAGUAACAAACCCAGCUGGUCAUCGGCCGCGGAAGCUCCAUCCCUUCCAUCUAGCCAAAGCAACAACAACAACAACAACAACAACAACAUCCCACCACCAACGAAUCCCACUGCGAUAGAAGAACCCCAGAUCCCCUCCCGAAAGUCCUCUCUGCUCCGAACAAAGUUCUCCCUUCACCGCCCAUCCUCGUCCUCGAGAGCCUCACGGCGAAGCUCCAAAAAGCCAGCAGCAGCAGCAGCAGUGCCUUCUCCUCCUACUCCUUCAGUCCCCACGAAUAAAAAGUCCCCCAACAAGACAAUUGGCCAAUUUACCAAGGCCGUGUUGGAAUUUGGAGCCUUUUGAUUUUUGAUUUUUUCUUUUCUUCUAGCGAUGAUACCACCUUUUUUUUUCUGCGGGCUGAUGAUAGAAAGUCCGAGACGGGAAUUGGCACUGCACUGGACUGGACUGGCUUCAGGGAAUCAUAUAUGGGUGGAUUCUCAUCAAUCUGUUAUGCUAUGGCAUGCUAUGUGAACUACCAGAGUUGGGAUUGGAUGAGAUCGGAUUGCAUUGGGAUUGCAUGCGAUACGAUACGAUACGAC
Molecule: messenger RNA, 2605 nt
Organism: Sphaerulina musiva SO2202
Lineage: Eukaryota; Fungi; Ascomycota; Dothideomycetes; Mycosphaerellales; Mycosphaerellaceae
Exons: 2
Coding region: 615-2369 (584 amino acids)
Molecular function (GO): protein binding
Source: RefSeq, a predicted model, not a curated record